ACCCAGCGCCCCACCAAACAAGUCUGUACCUGUACCUGUGAUACUCUGGAAUCUAGGCUCAAGUAAGCUCGGCGCUCAGCUUACUUAGUCCUCACCAUGUCGACGCCCUCCAAGCAGCCCCCUUCUGCUGCUGCUGCUGCUACUUCUACCCAGCCUGGGGCUCCUCCUCGUCGUCCUUCGAUGAAUCCCCCCAAGACUACACCUUCACGCAGCCCUUCUCGUUCGACAGUGACAACGACCCCUAGUUCUAGUGCAACCCCUUCUCGCGCUAAGUCCGUCCGUACGCCAGUCGGUGGAGCCCCGCCAUCCGCCCGCGCUGCUGUCAAGAAGCCUGCAACUUCCACAUCGACCUCGCAGACUACCAAAUCUGCCAUGGCCGACGCAAAGGCAGAGGCUGCGGCCGCUAUUGACGAUCUCCGCGAACGCCUGCAAAAGGCUGAAUUGGCUGCAGAGGAGGCACAAAGACAAAAUGCUGUCAUGCAAGCUCGUCUUGACGAUGCAAACAAGGAGCACAGCAGUACAGAAGACUCGAUGCACGAGCAAACAGAACGACUGGAAGAGCUGGAGAAUGAGAAGAAGGAGAGCAUUCGUCAGCGCAGGGAGUUCGAGGCCAUCUACGAAGCCGAGCGCGCGCAAUCCAUGAAGGAAAAGGAAGAGUUGCAAGUUCGCGAAGAGGAACUUCGUGACACGAUCCAGAGACUGAAGGAGACGAUGGCUCAGAAAGAGAUGCGCGGUGAAGACGAGAGGCGGCAAAGUAUUUCCAGAGCUUCGAGCUAUCGGACCAAUGCCUCGCCGAACCAAGAAGGCGGCCAAUUCGCGCCUCCGUCCUCUCUCCAGCGCAGCGACUCCUCUCGCAGUUCCUCCCGUCUGGUGCUACAGAAAGAUAAGAUUAUCGAAUCACUACGUCUGGAAUUGGCCGAGUCACAAAUUAAACUAGUCGAGAUGGAAAACAUGGGAGGUGGUCGCAUGCAAGAGUUGGAAAAGACUCUCAUGGAGACGAGAGUGGCCAAUGCCAGGUUGAUGGAGGACAACGAGAGUUUCCAGCUUCUCCUGAGCGAAAAAACGCUGAAUGGAGACUUUUCUCACAGUGGCUUGUUGCGUCCUCCUUCAAUCAGGAGUACUAGCUCUCGUCCUUCUUCACCCUCGGCAAUGGCUGGAGCCGCGACUCUCGCAGACGAGUUGGAGAACGCAAGCGACGACGGUACAGCCGACAACAGACGUCUGCAAGCCGAUCUGAACUCUAUGAGAGACCAGAACAAGGCCUUGACUCUGUACAUCAACAACAUCAUUUCUCGCUUACUGCAGCACAAGGAGUUUGAGAACAUCCUCGACAAGACACCCAACCUCAUGUCUGGAGCGGACGACUCAAAAGCCCUGCCCAAGCCUCCACCACCAGAGAAGGACGAACAGCCCUCGCUACUCAAGCGUGCCACAUCAGUCGUCCGCGGCGGCCGUCCAAAGCCCAUUGAAACUCACUCAGAGCCUCAGCCCACACUGAACGAAGACCCGAACACCGCUCCUCGCAUACCCCUCACCCGUACCCAAUCCAACCGCAUGUCUCUCGGCGGCGCCCCAGCCUCCCACCGCCGCUCAGGCUCAGAAUUUGGAAACCCAGCAACACUAGUCAAUAACAUGUACCGCGGCCCAUCCCCCGGCUCCGGCCCUACAAGCCCCAGUCUUGUUCCUCCUCGUGGCUCUUCUCUCUUUAGCCCCGUGCUGCCCGUCGCUCCCGCAGCAGCAGCCCGUGUUCCCUCCAGCGGCUCAAUGCCCCCACCAGAAGAUAGACGACAAAGCAUGCCUCCACCAGCCCUUCCCGGCAACGCACCCCGAGACUCGGCUCGCAACAGUGUAUACAGUGAAUCAGGCCUCCCUGACAACAUGAGCACAGUCAGUCCACCCCGCAGCACAGCCUCAAGCUCCGAAAAGCCUACAGGUGCAAUCAUGCGUGGAGCUGGCAUGCGACCCCUGCGUCUCGUUCAAGAAGCCAAAGAGGAGGAAGAUGCAGCUAGGAAAGCAAAGAGAUCGAGCUGGAUGGGUUGGUUUGGCGCCAAUAACCGCAGUGUGAGCAGUGAAGCUGUUCCUAAGGAAUGAUACGAGUACGAUGUCUGAUGCUUUGGGUUUCACACAUGAGGCGUCCUGCUUUUGGUUGUUGAAUUGUUUGACGUACGACCCCUGGAUGAUGGUUGUUUUUGGUGUAGGUUGGGAGGGUGGUUUCGCCUUUUUUGCCCGCUCCCUUUGGAUCAUUUCCCCCUGUCUCAUAUACCCCCUUCAAAUUGUUGGCGGACAAGCCAUUUCAUGUCACUAUUUCCUCUGCGUAGUGAAGAAGUUAUGUAUUUGCAAGAUGCUGUAUGAAAAAAUGUCGUGUCUAUGUAGUUUCUGCUUUUUGUAUGAUGA
Messenger RNA from Aureobasidium subglaciale EXF-2481, 2394 nucleotides. RefSeq lists its product as uncharacterized. The record is from RefSeq and is a predicted model, not a curated record. NCBI's taxonomy places the organism in Eukaryota, Fungi, Ascomycota, Dothideomycetes, Dothideales, Saccotheciaceae. Bases 97 to 2091 code for a protein of 664 amino acids. The transcript has 2 exons.